Messenger RNA from Mus musculus (house mouse), 3227 nucleotides. RefSeq names its product ADP-ribosylation factor interacting protein 1 (gene Arfip1). Gene Ontology annotation, cellular component: trans-Golgi network membrane; Golgi membrane; Golgi apparatus. The transcript is spliced from 8 exons. Gene Ontology annotation, molecular function: phosphatidylinositol-4-phosphate binding; protein domain specific binding. NCBI's taxonomy places the organism in Eukaryota, Metazoa, Chordata, Mammalia, Rodentia, Muridae. The coding region runs from base 559 to 1584 and encodes 341 amino acids. Gene Ontology annotation, biological process: intracellular protein localization; negative regulation of retrograde transport, endosome to Golgi. The record is from RefSeq and is a predicted model, not a curated record.
CUUCUCCCUCUGGCCGACGUGAUUCCCGAGGGCUGCGACCGGGAGAGCCCGCGACGGAGCGCUGCCGGCUUCCCCGCUGACAGACAGGUGAGGGCGGAGCCGCGGCGGAAAGGAAGGGGUUGGGGUGGCGUGCUUCCCGACAGAUGGAUGUGUCGCCUGCGGCUACUCUCAUCAAACUUGCUCCUGGGCACUUCCAUCCCUGGGAGCAGCCAAGUCCGCCCCUUGGUCCCUCCUGUCCCUCUGAGUCUGAGUGUGUUCUGGAGUGAAGGGGGGCAGCACUGGCCCCUGGGGCGGCUCCGCUCGGCAGUGGGAAGAGUUGGCAGGGUCUGGGGCUUUCUGGACUCUGUCCGAGUGGGCCGCCUUUCCCCCUGCUCUUCCCUGAGUGUCCUGCUUCCUCUCUCCUGCUGUGAGAGGAAGGGAGGUAGCAAUCUCUUGGAGAGAUUGCCUGACACCGGUGCCGAGGGAGGCGCCCUGCCUGAAAUGUCCCAAGCCUGAGGGCGUCCAAGGAAUGCUGGAGUUUGGAGGAGGAAAUUGUGGCCCUGCCUUCUGGUGUCUGCCAUGGCUCAAGAAUCUCCCAAAAACUCUGCAGCAGAAAUCCCAGUAACUAGUAAUGGAGAAGUUGACGAUGCUCAUGAGCAUGGCUACAAUAGGGAUUUGAAGCAUUCAUUACCAUCUGGACUUGGACUCUCAGAAACUCAGAUCACAUCUCAUGGCUUUGACAGUACCAAAGAGGGGGUUACUGAAGCAGGAGCACCCCAAGGUGGCCAAAGAACACACACAAAAGGAGGACCAGUUAUUCUAGCAGAUGAAAUAAAAAAUCCUGCAAUGGAGAAGUUAGAACUUGUUAGAAAAUGGAGUCUCAACACAUAUAAGUGUACCCGGCAAAUUAUAUCUGAGAAACUAGGCCGUGGCUCAAGAACUGUGGACCUUGAACUUGAAGCUCAGAUUGAUAUAUUAAGAGAUAAUAAGAAAAAAUAUGAAAACAUUCUGAAACUGGCUCAGACCUUGUCGACGCAGCUUUUCCAGAUGGUGCACACCCAAAAGCAACUCGGAGAUGCCUUUGCUGACCUGAGUUUGAAGUCUCUAGAGCUCCAUGAAGAAUUUGGCUAUAAUGCAGAUACACAGAAGCUGCUGGCUAAAAAUGGAGAGACUCUUCUUGGGGCCAUUAAUUUUUUCAUUGCUAGUGUGAACACCUUGGUGAAUAAAACAAUUGAAGAUACAUUAAUGACUGUAAAACAGUAUGAAAAUGCCAGAGUUGAAUAUGAUGCGUACCGCACUGAUUUGGAAGAACUGAACCUUGGGCCACGUGAUGCAAACACUCUGCCAAAAAUUGAGCAGUCGCAGCAUCUGUUCCAAAUACAUAAGGAAAAAUAUGAUAAAAUGCGCAGUGAUGUUUCUGUCAAAUUGAAAUUUCUCGAGGAAAAUAAGGUCAAAGUGCUACGCAACCAACUGGUCCUCUUCCACAGCGCAGUUGCUGCCUACUUCGCCGGGAAUCAGAAGCAGCUUGAACUGACACUUAAGCAGUUCCAUGUCAGAUUGAAAACCCCUGGAGUGGACGCUCCAUCUUGGCUCGAAGAACAGUAAACUCCCCUGGAAAAGAAGGAACGGUGUAUUGUUAAACAACUAAUGAACUAGUAAGAGUUAAGUAGUGUUGGGGAGGCCGUGGAGUGACCACCAUUGUAGUGGCUCUUGCACAGAUAGCUUUUAUUUUUCCCUUUUCAUACAUAACAAUUGAGCUGUUAAAUUUGAUGGGAAGGUAGGUGAUUUUUUAUGUAAACAUAAUUUCUAUAAUUCUAAACAUAAUAAUUUUCCUUUUUGAGAAAUCCUUUUUGUAUUGUGAAGGUUAUGGCUAUUUCUGUAGGUUGAAAUAUUUAAUAUAGAUUUGCACUGACAAGAUAAAAAUUCAAGGCUUUUUUUGGUCCCAGAAAUGAGGGCCAGCUAUAGUUUUCCAAGGGAGGUUUACAUGAUUUGUAUCAAUGUCAGAUAUUUUAUAUAUGAAUAUAUUCAACAUCUUUAAGAAGUUCAUGUUUGUGUAUUAUCUUAAAGAAAAAAGAAGCUGUUUCACAGAAUAAGUUUUAUGAUGUCCUGCAGUGUCACACAAGGGGCAGCCGAAUAAGUGACUGACUGGCCCAUAGCUUGUUGCAGAUACACUUUAAAAAUUAAUCUGUAACACUGUAAUUUUGUUUAGAUAUUUAUAAAGGUCCGGGAAUCACACAGUCAUAUUUUAUGACGUGUUUAAACUUAUGAAUUUGACAGUUGUGCUAGCAGUUUUGAUUUAUAAUGAAAUCUGCUUAAGAGGGAUAGGUUUUGUUAUUUUGUUUUGGGUUUUUUUUUAACAUGUGGACAUGGAAAUUAUUAGCAGUUUCUAGAGCAGAAAUUUAUAGAUUAGAAAGCUAGUUUGGGAGUAAAUUCCGUUUUGAUAGAAGAGAAUUUCCAGACUGUGUUCAUUGGCUUCCAUGCGUGACUAUACCAGUUAAGCCUUAAAUCACAGAUACGUGCCUUCUCCGAUGCAGUAAUUCUUGCCCAACCAUUGUACAUACAUGAGGAAACCCCUAUGGAUAACAUUUGAUUCAUCUGUAACGUUGGGAUAUUUUGUCCUCAUAAAACCACACUUGAGGUGGAUGGUGAAAACAACCUUUGAAUUUUAUAUUUUGUUUCUCUUGAUUCCUCUUGAAGAAGGGGGUGAUGGGAAAGUUUUCCCCCUUGGGUAAUGAAAAGGUUGUGUAAAGUGUGUGGAGGUCGUAGGACGGAAAAUCCAGUGCUGGGUUACUUGUGUAGCACUGUGGUCUUGUGUAUGCGGUUGGCUUGUCUACUGUGUGGUUCCUCAGCGAUGUAAUCUUGUUUAAAUGUAAAGUUCCCUUGAUUUUGUCAUACAUAUAAAUGAGUAUUUUCAGAGAUCCCACUUCACCUGUUAUUUCUAUUGUGUUGAAAUGAAGUACUUAAAAUUACUGUUCUCCGUGAACUCUGUAGACUGUAUGAUGUGUUACAUAUGGCCAACUGCCUUUUAGCUGGCCUUUUUUAUUAAUAUGCCUGUUUUAAGUGCUUAAUACAGUAUAAUGUGAUUGUAAGUCAUGAGCCUAUUUUAAAUCAUUCCCUCCUGUGUAUGUGUGCUCUGAGAGAGCUUCAUUUUAUUCUCCCAGCAGAGUAACUUGUGAUGGUUAUUUACAUUCCCCAGAGUGUGCCUCUGGUGUGAAUUCUGUCUUCUUAUUAAAGUGUCUGCUGCAGAA